Messenger RNA from Homalodisca vitripennis (glassy-winged sharpshooter), 1623 nucleotides. It is a transcript of the gene p47, whose product is annotated as NSFL1 cofactor p47. Gene Ontology annotation, biological process: nuclear membrane reassembly; membrane fusion; proteasome-mediated ubiquitin-dependent protein catabolic process. The transcript is spliced from 8 exons. NCBI's taxonomy places the organism in Eukaryota, Metazoa, Arthropoda, Insecta, Hemiptera, Cicadellidae. The coding region runs from base 165 to 1334 and encodes 389 amino acids. The record is from RefSeq and is a predicted model, not a curated record. Gene Ontology annotation, molecular function: ubiquitin binding. Gene Ontology annotation, cellular component: nucleus; cytosol.
UCACUUUGUUUUCUGUCAGUGUCCGGUGGAAAUAGUCGUUUUGGUGCAUUUUUGAGGUGCAUGACUGUCAAAUUGUUUAGGUUAUUAAAUUUUAGUAUAAUUUUUAGUUCAAAUUAGAUUUUUUCAUACACUCAUAUUAAAUUUAUCACUUUUUAAAAGCGAUAAUGAGUGAAAGAGACGACCUUUUAUCUCAGUUUACUGGUAUUACCGGCUUAGAUGCAGACAGAGCCAAAUUUUACUUGGAAUCUUCAGCUUGGCAACUAGAUGUAGCACUAACAAGCUACUAUGAUACAAAUGAAGGAGAUGGAAACGAUGAUAUUCAGGAGAUUGAAGCUGGAGGUGACAUUGAAGAAAUCGCACCACCUUCUCCCCCAGAAAUGCGUCAAAAUGUGGAAACAGAACCAACCAAACCUAAAACAAGAGCUGCAGCAAUCAACAGCCGAGUGGCAACACUGAGCAGUCUGCAGGCGGAGAUUGGUGGCAGUUCUGAUGAAGAAGAAGGCCAAGCAUUCUAUGCAGGUGGGUCUGAGCAUAGUGGACAGCAAGUCUUGGGGCCUGGCAAAAAGAAGAAGGAUAUUGUUGCUGAGAUGUUCAAGUCUGUCCAAGAACAUGGAGCAGAAGUGGUGGAUCCCAAGAGUGCCAGUAGCAGCAAGAGGCCUAGCACAUUCACAGGCACUGGCUACAGGUUAGGGCAGUCCUCCAAUGAUACUGAAGUGGUGUCGUUACCCCAGGCCCGCAGAGAGUCACACACAGAAGUAACCCUGAAGUUAUGGAAGGAAGGUUUCAGCAUGGAUGAUGGACCACUAAGAGAAUAUGCUGAUCCAGCUAAUGGAGAGUUCUUGGAUUAUGUUCGCAGAGGUGAAGUACCAAGAGAGUUACUGCAGAAUGCAACGGGUGGAGAGGUUCAUCUCAACAUGGAGGACCAUAGGCAUGAGGAAUUUUUACCUCAGAAGACCAAAGUCAAAGCUUUUGGAGGGAAAGGACAUUUAUUGGGGAGUCCAUCACCCACUACAGUUGGCACUACUAAGCCCUUAGACGAAAAGGACAAGCUUGCAAAUGAGAAAGAGGCGCAAGCAACUGUCAGCGUGGACAGCGGUGCUCCCACCACCUCGGUGCAGAUUCGGUUGGCUGACGGCUCCAGACUUGUAGCUACUUUCAACCACACCCACACGGUUGGUGACGUGCGCAGAUAUAUCAUGCAAGCCCGACCCCAGUUCGAACACCAGACAUUCAGUUUGCUGACGACGUUCCCCAACAAAGAGCUGACUCAGAACUCCCAGACUCUGGCAGAGGCAGGAUUACUCAACACCGCCAUAGUGCAGAGGCUCACCUGACUUGUUCUUACAGUAGCUCCACUUCUCACCACCAUCAACUAAAAAAAUGUUUGUUAACUUAGAAGUCUUACUAAAGUUUACUAAGCAUAAUAAAGAUUGGUUGGAAUUUUCUUUUGAACGUUCUUAAAGUAGGUGAAAACGUUCUUCCUUAAAGAUUUUUGAUUGGAAAUAUUUGUUUUGUAAUAAGUAUGCUUCUUUUAUUAUUUUCUAUUCUAAUUUUCACUUUUGCAUUUCUGUAUACAAAUGAUUGUAAAUACAGUACUUGUUAUAAUAAAUUAUUUCACAGUUC